Stylophora pistillata is the source of this 498-nucleotide messenger RNA. RefSeq names its product thioredoxin reductase-like. The record is from RefSeq and is a predicted model, not a curated record. Lineage: Eukaryota; Metazoa; Cnidaria; Anthozoa; Scleractinia; Pocilloporidae.
AUGGUCACGAAUACAGGUCAAAAAGUUCACGCUCUUAUCAUUGUGUUAGCAACAGGAUCCCAAUGGCGUAUUCCUAGGAUCCAAGGUCUUCAAGACUAUACAAAUAAAGGCGUUGUCUUUGAAAGUGGUGAGGAUGCCCAUGACUUUAGCGGAAAAGAUGUUGUAAUUUUAGGGGGUGGAGAUAAUGCCGUCACACACGCUUAUUACGCUCUGAAAAACGCAAAAUCAGUCACUCUUGUAGUGCGAUCGAACUUAAAAGCAACAGGAUGGCGCACACAACGCAUUCAAAAAAUAGCCAAGCAAAAAAAGAAGUUUACAAUUCUGUAUCAUCAAAACAUUCAAACCAUUUCUGGAGACAAUACAAAAGUCACUUCUGUAACAUUAAAAGAUGGAUCAACGCUUCCUACUGAUUUAGUUGUUGUCUUAUCGGUCGAACGCCAAGAAAUGCGCUAUAUAAACAUGCAAUUGCGUGCGAUGAGCAAGGGUACAUCAUCCUAA